AAUUCAGACGACUUGGGCCCUAAAAAUCCCAAAUCAUAAUCUGCGUCAAACAGAGGACAUUCAGAUUUCAGACGUCUGUGUGGGUGUGGAGUUUCUAGAACCUUCUCUUCUGUGCUCCUCAAUCCGCCGUUGGUUUUAGAUCCCGUCUUCGACCCCUCCCGUAAUCCCGUUCCCGAGGAGAGAUCUUCCACCUGAAAUACAAAUGUAAUCUUGGAUCGUCUCCUUUUCAAACCAAGAACGAGAUUGCAUUUGCUGUGUUGCGGUUUUCGUGUUCGUCUGUUGGAUUAUCACUCUAUUGGAUGGGCUAGGAUGGACCCGCCCUUUAGUAUCUAAAAAUUAAUCAAGCCUUUUUCUUCCGGUGUUCUGGCGGGAGCAGUGUAAUGGACGGGAUUCAUGCGAGCGAUGGACGGAUGCAUAUGGGCCAUGCACAGCAUUCGAUACAAUCUGUGCAAGACCCGGAACAUCAUGACUUGCACUAUAUGAGCAAUGGGAAUGGAAUGUCCGAUGAGCAUGAAAAUGAAGGUCAUGGUAUCAUGGUUGUGGAAAGGGAAGCUCCAUCCGACCAUGGUGAUCUUGCUGAGAAUCGUGGUGUAAUGGUGGAUCGAGGAGGCGAUAACUGUGAUCAGCUGACCCUGUCAUAUCAGGGUCAAGUUUACGUCUUCGAUUCUGUCUCGCCUGAAAAGGUUCAAGCCGUGUUAUUAUUAUUGGGAGGUCGUGAAGUACCUUUGCGUGUUCCUUCAAUCCCAAUAAGUAAUCAACAAAAUGAUAGGCACCUCACUGAUGAAGCAUUUAACCAGGCACUUGCCAGUAUCCCCCCACGUCUAAGUGUCCCUCAGAGAUUAGCUUCUUUGAUUAGAUUUCGUGAAAAGCGAAAGGAACGUAAUUUUGACAAGAAAAUUCGGUAUACAGUUCGUAAAGAGGUAGCACUUAGGAUGCAGCGUAAUAAAGGUCAAUUUACAUCUUCUAAACCCAUUCAUGAAGAUUCAUCAUCAGCCAUAACAAGUUGGGAAUCAAAUGAGAGCUGGAGCACUGAUGGCAACGGAUCCCAACAACAAGAAAUUCUCUGCCGACACUGUGGUACAAGUGAGAAAUCUACACCAAUGAUGCGACGUGGACCUGAUGGGCCAAGAACCCUUUGCAACGCUUGUGGACUCAUGUGGGCAAACAAGGGAACUCUGCGGGACCUCUCAAAAGCACCAAACCAGGGUGGACAAGCUUCAACCUUAAACAGAAACGAGAAUGUUUUGCAGAAUGGAGAUUCUGAGUCCGAUCCAAAAAGUGCUUAGUCGUACGACAGGUGUUUAUGAUUGCUGUCUGAGGCAUUUAGAAAGAAAUCAGACGGGCUCCUACAGAUUAGAUUGAAAAGGGUUAGUCAAAUUUUACACCAAUGAGUAAUUGGAUUACGCUUCCCACCCAUCGACCGAGUCUUGUAUCUUCUGGCCAAUUCAUCUUGAAAACAACAGGGGUACUGUGCUCGUGUAGUGAUGAUUUAUUAGCAUUUCCUAUUAUAUUGUGAACUGUCUCAACAUGUUGAAAUUCUUAGAAAUCUUGUAAAUUAGUCAUUUGUUGCAGUUGUACAAUGGAUGGGUUUUUUAAUCAAUUUUUUUUCUUCA
Molecule: messenger RNA, 1613 nt
Organism: Momordica charantia (bitter melon)
Lineage: Eukaryota; Viridiplantae; Streptophyta; Magnoliopsida; Cucurbitales; Cucurbitaceae
Gene: ZML2
Product: ZIM-LIKE 2
Biological process (GO): regulation of DNA-templated transcription
Molecular function (GO): zinc ion binding; sequence-specific DNA binding; protein binding
Source: RefSeq, a predicted model, not a curated record